Messenger RNA from Seminavis robusta, 766 nucleotides. The record is from the annotation of a GenBank genome assembly. NCBI's taxonomy places the organism in Eukaryota, Bacillariophyta, Bacillariophyceae, Naviculales, Naviculaceae.
GCAUACACACAACAAAAAAAACUGCCAGCGAACCCCAACAUAACAGGAAUAGCAGAUGAUAAAGACGCAAGAUGAAGACGGACAACAGCGAAGAAAAGGAUAUCAAACUAAAAGCCAAAGAGGAGUGCCACCUGCAGAUAGACCCAGCCUUGUUCAAGCUUUCGUCGGAGGAGAGAGAGUUUGCCGUAAAUGUAAAGGAAGCCAUUGAAUGUCUUCCCGAUGUGGAUAAUCUGUCCGAUUUCAUGUACGUCAACUUACCAUGAUGGGAGACGUGGAUUGGGCUGUGUCGAGGGUGUACAAGAUGCAAGAAGUCCGGCAAGAGUAUAGCAUUCUCUUGACAUACGAAGACGGUGUCCGAAGCAUCCAAGACAUGGUGGAACUGCUACCCGGCGUAUGGAUGUCCUACAUGUUCAAUCUAGAAACAGGCUUGUCGGUCAUGGUCAUGGAUUCUCCCAAGUAUCGAGCAUCCGUGUGGAGAGAUCCCAAAAAUGUAGAAAUUAUUGUCAAGGGAGCAUUCUAUGCCAUGUAUGCUACCCAUCCGUGCUUUGAGGUCAUUCGCAAGGGAAAGGUGGAUAUCUUUGAGUGUCAAGGGUUUCAGUAUGGAUCGGGCAUGGCAGAUUUGGCACAGUCUGCACAUUUCACCUCCUUGUCCGUCGGUGCCUUUCCCUCCAAUGUCACCAGCAAAUUCUAUCAUACACCAGUCAUGGGUAAGUUUCCGCAAACAUAUUGUUAUUUUGGUCUGCAUUGGUUUUGGGUCAUGGAAUAA